This is a messenger RNA of Elaeis guineensis (African oil palm), 819 nucleotides long. RefSeq names its product small ribosomal subunit protein eS25. NCBI's taxonomy places the organism in Eukaryota, Viridiplantae, Streptophyta, Magnoliopsida, Arecales, Arecaceae. The record is from RefSeq and is a predicted model, not a curated record.
CAGCUGCGCAAGAGUUAGCGGAGCACCGGCAAAACCCUAACGCUAACUUCCGAGACUAUAUCAACGUUCUAAAUUGCUCUUGGCUCAAGUUCUCUUCCGGACGCGGCGGCUUCCCUUCCUCCCGAGGCUUCGAAUCCCGAAACCCUAGUAGAACUACUUACUGCGAGAGAUGGCGCCGAAGAAGGACAAGGCCCCGCCGCCGUCCUCGAAGCCCGCCAAGUCCGGCGGAGGAAAGCAGAAGAAAAAGAAAUGGAGCAAGGGAAAGCAGAAGGAGAAGGUGAACAAUGCGGUUCUCUUCGAUCAGGCGACCUAUGAUAAGAUGCUCUCCGAGGUUCCCAAGUACAAGCAGAUCACUCCCUCGGUGUUGUCCGAGAGAUUAAGGAUCAAUGGAUCAUUGGCCAGAAGAGCUAUCAAGGAUUUAAUGGCCAGGGGUUCCAUCAGGAUGGUAUCAGCACAUGCCAGUCAGCAGAUCUACACAAGAGCAACCAAUACCUGACAGGGUUUUCGUUGAUAUAGUUAUCUAGGAUGAUGAAUCCUUUCUGGUUUCCUUGGGUGGGUCUGGUUUCUUUUUCCUGGUGCAGUGACUCAAUUAAUUUUGUGAUGCUUCGGUUAGAGCGCAAGGAUUCUUCUUUAUUAUGAAGUUAAAAUUUUGUUAUUAGCUAUUCCGACUAUGAUGCUUUUGGUAGUUAAAGAUCAAUUAUGUGCUGUAAUUUAGCUUUACCUAAUUUGGUGCUUCCUUUUAAGAUGUCGAGUAGAUUGACAUACAGAAAUGUUGUAAGCCUUUUUUUUCAGAUUUAAAGGCUGCUGGAAUUUACAGCA